CAACCGUUAGUGACGCUGAAGCCAGUAAAGGAGGCGUGCUGUGCUGCUGCUCUGCGGGGCCGUUUAUCUGGUGAAGAACACAACGAAGUCCACGAUAUAAACCGAACCGACGCAGACGAUGGCUGAAGGCGACAACAAAAGCGCGAAUAUGCUCGCUCAGGAGACGGCCCAUCUGGAGGAGCAGCUGCAGGGCUGGGGUGAGGUGAUCCUGGCCGGGGAUCGCGUCCUUCGCUGGGAGAAGCCCUGGUUCCCUGGAGCCCUGAUUGGUGCCACCACCCUGCUCUUCAUGCUGAUUUACUACCUGGAUCCGUCGGUGCUGACUGGGCUGUCCUGCGCCGUCAUGCUGCUCUGCCUAGCAGACUACCUGGUGCCCACCCUCGCACCCAGGGUCUUCGGCUCCAAUAAGUGGACCACCGAGCAGCAGCAGCGCUUCCAUGAGAUCUGCGGUAACCUGGUGAAGACUCAGCGUCGCAUCGUGGGCUGGUGGAAGCGUCUCUGCACUCUCAAGGAGGAGAAGCCCAAAAUGUACUUUGCCUCAGUGAUCAGCAGCUUGCUGGCGGUGGCCUGGAUCGGACAGCAGGUGCACAACCUGUUCCUCACCUACCUGAUAGUGAGCUUCCUGCUGCUGUUGCCGGGCCUCAACCAGCAUGGCGUCAUCACGAAGUACGCCUCCAUGGCCAAGAGGGAGAUCAACAAACUGCUCAAACAGAAGGAGAAGAAGAACGAGUAGACGGACGUGUGGAGCUGAGUCUCUGACCAGACCAACUAUGACAGAAAAUGGAAGGUGGAAGGAAGUUGUUUGAAAAAAAGAGGGGGGGGGG
Anarrhichthys ocellatus (wolf-eel) is the source of this 821-nucleotide messenger RNA. It is a transcript of the gene arl6ip1, whose product is annotated as ARL6 interacting reticulophagy regulator 1. Gene Ontology annotation, biological process: cotranslational protein targeting to membrane. The record is from RefSeq and is a predicted model, not a curated record. The transcript is spliced from 6 exons. Gene Ontology annotation, cellular component: membrane; Sec61 translocon complex. Lineage: Eukaryota; Metazoa; Chordata; Actinopteri; Perciformes; Anarhichadidae. Bases 119 to 730 code for a protein of 203 amino acids.